AUGUCGCUCUCGCCCUCCACGUCCGCCGAGUACGACCACCCGACGGCAAAGCGCCGCCGCACGUCCUUCCCCGUCGGCGGCAGCGCUCGCGCCGACGCCAUGGCCAUGUCGCCCGACAACGCGCCGCCGGGCCUGUCCGCGCCGUCCGCGUCGUCAGCAACGCACAUCCCGAAGCGUGGUGCGCGCGCGUGCACCGCCUGCCGUAAGGGCAAGAACAGGUGCGAAGGCGAGGCUCCUUGUCGUCGGUGUCAGCUAAGCGGUACGCCCUGCGUCUUUGAGAAACCAGAGAAGAAAAAUGUCCAGCUCAUGUCUGGCGCAAGCGUCGAACGUCUCUCCCGCUUGGAGGGCCAGUACCUCGUCAUGCAGAGCCAGAUGAUCGGCAUGCAGUCCUCGCUCGACAGGAUCUUGUCCGCCAUCCACGCCCAGAGCCAGCAGACCGCCGCCAUCGUCCAGCACUCCAUCUACGCGAACGGCGCACCGCCCCCCAUGCCUCCGCCGCUGCGCAACAGUGUGGACGUCUAUGGGUCCCCCGGCCCCGUGGACGGCCCGUCGCGGCCUGUGCCCAGGUCCUUCCCGCCCCUGCCCGGCUUCGCGCCACCCCCCCACAAGUACGCGACGUACGGCAUCGUUCCCAGCACGGCGCCUUCUUCCGAGGACGAGUCCGAGGACACGCUCCCCAGGUCGACGUUGAAUGCGCCCAUCGAGGCAUUGCAGGGCCUCGCAAACGCUGCCGCGGAGGCGGCGGCUGUCGCACCAUCUGCGUCACCACCAAGGGUCAAGAAGCGCAAGAAGGCAGAACCUACGCCUCGCAACGCGUUUCCCCAUGUUGUCGAAAAGAACCUCGUCUCUGACGCAGAAGCCCGCGAACUCUAUACUAUCUUCUUCUCCGGAUGCCACUUCUUCAUACCCUGUUUCGACCCCAGCUACGACACAUAUGAGGCGCUCAUGGAGCGCACGCCUUGGACGUUCGACUCGAUCCUGGCCGUCGCGAGCAAGAUCCGCAGCGGGACGGGCGCGCUGAGCCCCACGUUCUACAAGUGCCUCGAGGAGGCGCAGGGCAUCGCGCGGUCGUCGCUGUUCGGGCCUGUCGUGCGUAAAGAGGCGGUGCAGGGCAUGCUGUUGCUCGCGGCGUGGAGCACGAAUGGCUGGCUGCCCAGCGGCCACGCGAUGCGCAUGGCGCUCGACCUUGGGUUGCAUCGUGCGCUCGAGAAGCUCGCUGACCACGAGAGCGCGAAGAAGCGCACGGAGGAAGAGGAAUCCACAGUCGUGUCUGCUCGGAUAUGGCUGUGCCUGUAUUGGUUUGACCACCAGAUGAGCUUGGGUACUGGGCGCCCAAUCGUCUUGCGCGACGAGAGCUCUAUCAACCACUGCCGGCUCCUCCUCUCGCAUCCCAUGGCCUCGCCAACGGACGUGCGCCUUGUCUCACAGGUUGAGUUGAUCGCGCAAAAAACACAAAUCUACGAGACCCUGACACCGCUCAAGGGCGAGGUCAACCACAACACGCUCAACUUCAUCCGCCGCGCCAACGUUGCGCUCGACAAGUGGUGGGAGGACUGCGACCAUUUGCACCACCAGAGCAUGGACGAGGAAGCCCUGCCCCGCAAGAUCCUCAUCGGCGAGCUGCACUAUGCGAAGCUGUGGCUCGUCUGCGUCGCCUUGCGUGGCGUCUCCUGGGACAAGAUGCCGUUCGAGCAGCGCGAGCUCGCGUUCCAGGCAAAAGACGCGGCGUUCAGCUGCCUGUCGAACCUGCUCAACUCGCCUACAUACAGGGCUGCGCUGCGCUACGCGGUGCAUGACAGCCUGGUGACGGCAGCGUUCUCAGGCCUGUUCCUGCUCAAGAUGGCCAGCCUCUUUCCGGCCGAGCUGGAUCUCCCCGCGAUCACGGCGCAAGUCGAGCAGCUCGCGGAGCUGCUGUCGGAAGUGGCUGCAGAGAGGUACGCGCUGACCCUCCGCGUCAUGCUCGCCAAUCUCAGGCGCAAAAUCGGGCCCGUCAUCCCCGCGCCGCCCGGCGCCCCGGACAUGAUGGCCCCACCGCCGUUCGCGGACCCGAACGGCCUGCCGCAGUUCCAGUUCACGCUGGAAGAGCUGGGCAUGGGCCCGGGGACGCUGCCGGACAACCGGGCGCUGUUCAGCCCCUCGGCGAUCCCGCUCUGGCUGCAGGAACAAAACCUGACGGACCUCGGGCUGCCAUCGAACGGGUCGGACGGCAUUUUCCUGCAGAUGGGCAAUGGCAGCGGCUGGAAUGGUGACUUUCCUCCGAUGCCUGAGGCCUGGUGACGACUAUUGACUCUGUGAGCUCUCAAGAUGAUCUGUUGUAACCUUCGCAGCGGGCGGCGGCGCUGGGCCCGUCUCUGUUGCAACCCUCGCGCGUUCUGUACCAUUACUACGCUAACGUUGCAUUGUAUAUCCGUGUGUCCGGACGUUCAUGGUUUCUUCAGUGUGUACACAAACUUUCCUCGGCGUCAAUCGAACCGUCUUUCUAAUAUAUUUGAA
Molecule: messenger RNA, 2493 nt
Organism: Postia placenta MAD-698-R-SB12
Lineage: Eukaryota; Fungi; Basidiomycota; Agaricomycetes; Polyporales; Adustoporiaceae
Exons: 15
Coding region: 1-2277 (758 amino acids)
Biological process (GO): regulation of DNA-templated transcription; DNA-templated transcription
Cellular component (GO): nucleus
Molecular function (GO): transcription cis-regulatory region binding; zinc ion binding; DNA-binding transcription factor activity, RNA polymerase II-specific
Source: RefSeq, a predicted model, not a curated record